GCGCACAGCACUUUACGGCCCGAUCACCACUAGCUACCAUCACCGCAACAUGGCGCUCCACUCACAAGCUCUGUUGACGCUGGUGACCCUGGCGGCUCUGGUCGCAGCGGGAGUACGCGUCGACGAAGUCUUCGCUGAUAACGAACUCGUUCUUGCAGUUUUGAUUCACCGACACGGAGAUCGCACGCCCAUAGAAGGCACACUAGAGCUUAGCACCGACCCGGACGCGGUGCGAGAGGCCACCGAGCCUUACGGCUACGGACAACUCACUAAUGCGGGCAGGCGGACCGCGUACCAGCUCGGCAAGUCCAUCCGCAAGCGCUACGGUGACCUCAUUUCCGCACAUUAUAACCGCUCCGAGAUUUUCAUCCGUUCGACGGACUCCACGCGCGCCAAGAUGACCGUGCUCACCGCCAUGGCGGCCGUGUACCCUGCCGGUGAUGACAACUGGAGCGACUCUCUCCCCUGGCAGCCCACGCCCUACACCAUGGUGCCUGCUAGAUACGACCCCAACCUCGCCUCCAUAAACUGCCCCACGCUCAUGAAAGCUUCCUCAGAAAAAACCUACGACACCUCUGCGUUGGAGCGCUACACAGACGUGCUAAACCAGUGGUCGGAGCUGAUCGGUUUCAACAUUACCGCCAUGCCGGAGCUCGCCUAUUCCGUCUUCGACAUUUACAGAAGUCAGAUCAGCCUCGGCGUGCCCCUGCCCGAUGAGUUGCAGGCGCUGAUGCCGGAAAUUGAGGAAAUCGCUGGCGUAGCCCUAGACAUCUCAGACGGUGAUGACGACCAUGCGUUGCUAGCGGCCGGUGUGUACCUGAACGACGUCGUCACGGCGAUGACCUCGGCAGCUAGCGGCGACGUGUCGCAACCCCUGCGCAUCUACUCCGCGCACGACGCUAACGUGUUCGUCGUAAUGGCAGCGUCGCGCGUCACUCCGCGCCAGGUCGCACCAGCAUACUGUUCUUCAUUCACGCUGGAACUGCGCAAGCGCACUGAUACUGGUGCCUACGUCGUGCUGCCGGUGUACCAGGCCUCGCCGGACGCCGAGCCGGUGCACCUGCAGGUGGAGGGGUGCAGCGCGCUGCUGUGUCCGCUCGACGAGUUUGUCUCCAUCACGAAGCCCUUCGCGCUGGACGAGGACACGUGGCGCGAAAAGUGUGCCUACACCGACGACCUGGACAUCGAUGAAUCCAUGAUCGAUUAAGUCCUGAAUUACAACACACUUAUUUAUUAUCAUAUAAUAAAUCUGAUGAAAGGAGUCAUAAGGUGAUAAUUAUUAGUAUUUAACAGUUUAAAGACAGUUUAAAUUAUUAUGUUUGAUAAGAUUAUAAUAGUAAUGCUCAUACUGUGCAUAAUACUCUCAAUCGAAGUUUAAAUCCUUCAUCCCACGAUUCCUACUCUUCCAUUGCAUGUACGUUGUGUACGAUAUUAUGGUAAUAUAAUAAGUGUACCUCCA
Molecule: messenger RNA, 1459 nt
Organism: Manduca sexta (tobacco hornworm)
Lineage: Eukaryota; Metazoa; Arthropoda; Insecta; Lepidoptera; Sphingidae
Product: prostatic acid phosphatase-like
Exons: 7
Coding region: 50-1207 (385 amino acids)
Biological process (GO): dephosphorylation
Molecular function (GO): phosphatase activity
Source: RefSeq, a predicted model, not a curated record